Cherax quadricarinatus is the source of this 3150-nucleotide messenger RNA. RefSeq names its product leiomodin-3. Gene Ontology annotation, cellular component: cytoplasm. The record is from RefSeq and is a predicted model, not a curated record. NCBI's taxonomy places the organism in Eukaryota, Metazoa, Arthropoda, Malacostraca, Decapoda, Parastacidae. Gene Ontology annotation, molecular function: protein binding.
CUACAGUGAUGGAGGUAUCGGACGCGUCUGAGGCCGAGGCUUUGUAAUUGUUUCUGUGUAGUCCGUGUGUGAGCUGCCUGUAAUUUUUCUACUCAGAGGAGGCCGCUAUGGCAUUUUUUGCCCAACCUUCUAUCCUUGAGCUGUCAGAUGACGUCCUCCUACUCAUAUUCUCCUAUUUGAAGUCGUGGGAUCUGCUUACUUUGUCACAAACAUGUGAACGUUUCAACAAAGUGGCAAGUGACAAGUCAUUGUGGAUUGAUGUAAACUUCAGUGAAGGAUGUUUAUCAUUACAGCAACUUAGGCGAUGCCAUGUGUUUUUACGCCCAACUACACGCCGUUUAAUUCUGCGAGGUCAUAAGAAGAAAUAUGCAGGGACUCCAAAAUGGAAGACUCCUCUUAUAAGUGCUGGCCUUUUAAAGUUGAUUGGAGAAAGAUGCCCUAAUCUUGAGGAAUUAACAUUAAGUGAAGCAUAUAUUGAUGCCAACAAACUUAAAGUGACCGAUUUUAUGCCUGUCCAGUCUCUUAAUAAAUUUUGUCUGAUUGACUGUGAGUUUGUGAAUUUGCCAUCACCAUUAAGAGAUGGGUCAUAUUUCAAAAGAACACACAAAAUUCUUCCUAGAUUAGAAUGUUUGAAAAUUAUCAAGUGCACUUGGGUAGAUGACUAUGAUGUCAUGGUGCUUAGUAAAGUUGACUCUUUAAAGAAAUUGGUACUAAGAAAUUUGCCAAAGGUAGGAAGAGCUAUGGCAUACAUUGCACUUGGCUUUCGAUUUGGUUUCCAAAAUUUAGAGGAAUUAGAUAUGAGAGGGACUAGCUUGGAAGACAAUGAAGUUAUAUCAAUUGUGAGGAAUGGAAAACUCAAGUCCCUCUAUUUAGGUCCAAUGGGACCCAUUAAACGCUUGCCAGAAGAGCCCCCAGGAGGACACAACCUUAUUAUGCCAGAUCCUCGGUGGCAGGAAGAAAGGCAGCAAGUUGUAGUUAUCAAUGUUGGACCAAAUGGGCCUCAGUGGCGACAGGUAAAUGAUGAGGAACUGGAUGGAAUGGGUCUUCAGUGGGUGAGAAAUGCACCUGUUGUCCAACACCACCAAGAAGACGAGGAAGAUGAAGACAGACACUAUUUCAUUGGUAAGGAUGGAAGGCCAGUUGAAGCAGAAGAAAAUGAUGAUGAUGAGGAGGAGGAGGAGGAGGAGGAAGGUGGGGAAGAUGAUGAGGAAGGUAAUGUUGCAAUGAAAGAAAAAGCUGAAAAAAGACAACAUAAAUCUUUUGGAGGUGAGACAGCAACUGGACAGCAAGGAAAAGUGCAGGACAGCUCAAGUGAAACAGAUGAAGACGAAGAAAAGAAAGGUGAUUCAUUAAAAAACAAUCAGCAUAAAGAAGAUGAAGGUAAAAAGGAUGCAGAUGAUCAUGAAAAUAGUGAACAGUCAGAAGAUGAUGACCCUGAUAAUGAUUUGCAACAAGUCCGUGAUGAAUGUUUGUCUGAUAAGUUAGUCCUUGCAUUUGGCCAAGCAACUGAACACCUGCAUACUUUGGUAGUUUCUGGAUGUGCUAUCUCUAACUAUGGCUUACAGGAGAUAAUUCGGUUGGUUCCAUCACUACGGCUGCUUGAUGUAACCAACACAAAUGUAACUAGUGGUGCUGUCCAAGAGGCAAGAGUUGCCCGACCUGACUGUGUAAUAUUGGGUGGUGGGACGAGAGUAGUGCGCCAGCAGAAUGACAGAUGAUGUUGAUUGGGACAUAUUUACAUGAAUAUGAGAAUAUUCUGUUCUGUUGUAUAAUAUGGAAAUUAAUACUGUAUUGCCUUUGAUCCAGGUAUUUAAGCCUAGUGUGUGCUUAGUAAAUAUACAAGUACAAUAUGGCACAAGAGCUUACUACUGUAGUAAGAUAGGUAAUACUGUACUGUACAAAGUGCAGUUGCUGGAUACAACAAUACCUCAGGUAUUCAAAACACAAUGAGGAUGUUGAUUAACUGAAAUUAUCAGUACUGUAUUGAUAUUUGUUAUUUAUAUGUAUUUUUUAAAGUAUGCAUACUGUAUAUGUGUAUAAAUAAUACAUUUAUGAUGACAUCAGUGAUUAACAUAGAUAUUAUAUUAUUGUUUUAGAUAAUGCAGGCACUUUCUAAGGAGAACUGAUGUUUUUUAAUGUAUUGUGUUGAACAUUCACUGGAUUUACAAGACAACUGAAGGCUGUAAUAUAUCUGUGACUAGUUUUGAGAGUUUUUCUACUCUCACAGUCUAACCUAAAGCCUGACUUUCCUGGUGACUGCCUACUCAGUCAGACAUUUGCUGCUCAUGGCCUGUAGGCUCAGAGAGCCAUCACAAUCUGACUGAUCAGGCUUUGGAACUUGUUUAGUUCCUUAUUGAAGACCUAUGUUCAUACAUUAUCUUUUGCUUAGCAUAGUGAAUGGAAUCACUUCUGGAUAUGUUAAUUAGUUGGUAUUGGUAGUCAUAUUAAUACAUUUUCUGAAAAAUUUGCAUUUUAAUACAGUUCAGUUUUUAAUUAAGAAUUUUAAAUAAUACUUACUUUUGUGUUUAUAUCAAAAUAGUAUAUAUAUUUUUUAGCUAGUUAUUGGUGUAUUAAUUCAAUGCUUAUUGCUCUAGUAACUAAAUUAUCAUAGUCUCAUAUAUUGCUUGUACUGUACAGUGAAUAGAUCAGAGUAGCAGUGUUCCUAAUUGGUCAGACUUAUUUGACAAAUAUAUUUGAAACAUCUUGAAUUUCUUACGUGGUGAUUAUAGGAGAAUUGCUUCUAAAAAAAGUCUCAAAUUCCCUCCUUCAUGCAAAUGUUUUUUUCUUCCUAAAACAGUUUACUGGUAGCUUAUAAAUUACUACUAAAAUUUGUUGAAGAGAAAACUUGCACAACGUAUGGAAUCUGUUUUUUUUUUUUUCUUCUUCUUAUUUUUACCUCUGCCCGCAAAAUAUUUUACUUUUUCAUGUACAGUAUGUAUAUCAUGCAUUACUGUAGCUAACUGUAGUUUUAGAGACAGUAGAACAUUUAAAAAUGAAGUAGCUGUACUGAAUAUUAUCUUGAAAUACCGUAUAUAAAUACAUUCAGAAGACUGGCACCCGGACAUGUUUAUUGUGUCUGCCUACCUCUGAAAAUUACAGGUUUAAUGCAAAUUCUCCCCAUGAAAUUUUAACUAAAACUCACGAGCAUUA